AUGAAUAGUAACAAGAACUACAAUCCGAUUAAAGCAUUUUACAGGCUUCCACUUGUUGAGCGAUACCAAAAUUUCAUCAAAUCCAAGAGAAUUUUUCUCACCAUACUUCUCAUCACGUGUAACGUUUUUGGGGGCAUAAUUUUCGGGUAUUGUCUUGGAUCGAUAGGAGGAGCUUUAAAUUCGGCCAUUUUGGCUUUCUUUCCUUCAUCCGAUGGCGGCAGCAUCAAUACCACCACAGCUAGCAGCGAAACCUUUCGAGCAAUUGUUUUCGUUGAGACGGCGAUCAAGUCGCGCUCUCUCAUGUCCAUACCAGAUUUUGGAGGUCCAACCAAAAUUUCAUCACUUGCUCUCCAACCGACUGAUCCACUCUCUUCAGAUUCCUUAUUAGCAGAUGCAACAAGCCAGAAUUCAACCACAAGAAGUCAAAAGCCUUUUGAUUUGGGAAAUUCAUUACUUCAAGGCUUGUUUGCCUCAAGUAUUUUCAUCGGAGGAAUGGUGGGGUGUUUGUGCACCAUGAUCGCAGCCAGCUAUUUAGGUCGUAAAUUAUGCAUGAUUUUGUGUUGUGUGGUGUUUUCCAUUGGAUGCAUUGGUGCAAGUGCUUCCAAUUCCUAUGCUUCAUUGAUUGUUUUCAGAUGUAUCAUGGGAUUUGGUGCUGCCAUUUCAACCUCUGUUUGUUCCGUUUAUAUGGCUGAAUUGAUGCCCUUUUCCAAAUAUCAAGGUGUCUUGGGAGCCAUGUACAAUGUUGGAGUGGCAUCGGGUGUGGUUUUUGGAUAUGCCUUUGGAGCCAUUUUCAUAUUCACCACUGAACAAUGGAGAGCGGUCCAUGCUUUAGGAAAUUUGUUCUCCAUUCCCUUAUUAAUCCUACUGGUUGUUAUUUUACCGGAAUCUCCACAAUUUGUAAAGCAUACCAGCAUACAAGAACCUCAUCACGAUCACAAUGAUAUUGAGCUCAAGACACAACUCGACCAUCAAAAUACCAUGCAGCAGUCUGGACAACCAAUUCAUGAUGCAAAAGAGAUGAGCAUUUCGCAAUCAAUGAAAACGAAACAGAAAAUUGAGACCAUGUCCUUGAUUCAGGCCCUCAAAAGAUUGUUUUGCUCGAAGGUGAUCAUAUCCACCCUUUUGGCCUGCUUUUAUUGUGGAAGUUUGGAAUGGACUGGUAUUCAGAGUGCUACCUUGUUCAUCCCUUCCCUAUUAGAAUCUGCUGGAGUGACCUCACCUCUGUACCAGCAAUUGGCUUCCAUGGGAGUUGCCAUUUGGCAAAUAUUGACCAUUAGUCCAUGCAUCUUUCUUGUAGAUAGAUUCGGAAGAAAAACAAUCUCGAUCUUUGGACUGGUCGUUUCAUUAUUGACCAACUUGGCGAUUGGAUUUGUGUUUCAAUUUGCUCCCAACGGUUCCACUGAAAAGAUUGUUCUAACACUCGUCUUUAUUGCUAUCUUUCUCGUUGGGUUCAAUGUGGGUCUUGGUUCAUUGGUAUACAUGUUAGCUCAUGAGGUAUUUAAUGGAGAGCAUGAAAAAGUGGUCAUUUUGGGAACUUCAAUCUCGAUCAUGUGUUUGUGGUUCUUUUCGAUCAUCAUUUCGUUAUUUUUCAUUCCACUUGUUGCAGCUACCAACCAAGCUGUUCCUUCCUAUAUAUUUGCAGGUAUUUCUUUCAUUGGUUUGUUGUUGACGAUAUUCCUUCUGAAAGAAACAUCACCAAGAGUUUUAGCAAAGAAACAACUUUUAGAGUUAACCAAAACAAAAGGAUUGGAGAAGAAAGAAGCAAGCACGACAGAAAAUCAUGAUGUGCCUACCUCUGCAGGCAGCGCUGCUAACGACACAGCAAAGCAAUCCUCUCAUACCUCUGAGAAGGAAGAGCAUCCAGUUGUUGUGUGA
Naegleria fowleri is the source of this 1875-nucleotide messenger RNA. RefSeq lists its product as uncharacterized. The transcript is spliced from 3 exons. Gene Ontology annotation, molecular function: transmembrane transporter activity. Lineage: Eukaryota; Heterolobosea; Eutetramitea; Acrasida; Naegleriidae. The coding region runs from base 1 to 1875 and encodes 624 amino acids. Gene Ontology annotation, biological process: transmembrane transport. Gene Ontology annotation, cellular component: membrane. The record is from RefSeq and is a predicted model, not a curated record.